CGCUGCUGGAAUGAAAACAAUGAUGCUAUCGUACCUCAUUAUUGCAGGGCUAUGUUUCUGGCUAAGUCGUGCAUAUCGUAGACGAAAUACUGCGGUGACUUUUAAAGACCAUACGGGCGAGCGGGUUGUCAUUUUCGGUGCCUCAUCCGGUAUCGGCGAACAACUGGCUCUACAAUAUGCUCGGCGGGGCGCACGUCUUGUCUUGGUCGCUCGGCGGGAAGCUCUUCUAGAAUCCGUCACCUCGGGCUGCCUCUCUUUUCCAACAUGCAAACAGGCCUCGUAUAUUGUGGGCGACAUUACUCAAGAAGCAGAUCUACUUGGAAUUGUUGCCGCUACAAAAGACCAAUUAGACGGAUGCGAUACAGUAGUCAUCAAUGCGGGGAUACUAUCUAUCCUCCCAUUUGAGCAAGUGUGUGAGAAGGAUACGACAAGGAUUAUACAACCCUUAUUUGAAACAAACACUCUGGCUCCAAUCUACAUUGCAAAACACUUUAUGCCCCUUUUAAAGCAAUCUCGAGGAAAGUUUAUUGUUGUGUCUUCGCUGGCUGGAUCCCUCCCGGCACCAACGAGAUCACUCUACGCAGCAAGUAAGCACGCCGUAAAUGGGUUUUUUAAUUCGUUGAGAAUAGAGGUUCAGCAGUAUGGCGUAUCAGUGUGUAUUUGUUUACCCGCGAGUGUGGACACGGGGUUAAGAGAGAGUGCUGUGGAUGCUACUGGUGGUGGUGGAAAGAAGGAUGGUGAAUCCAAAUUGGACCCUGAGACGUGUGCUAGGGAGAUUAUCCGUGCGGGGGAUCUGAGGAAAACCGAGGUUUAUAUCCCAAGCAAGUAUUGGGUGGGCGUUGUUUUGAGAAACUUUGUGCCAGGGUUCGUGGACGGGAUGGCCGCGAAAAAGUAUGGGUUUGCUAGGUAGCUUUGCUAGAUGUGACGAAUACAUAUUCUUCAUCUACUGCUACCAUUGUUACCGCAUAAUUUCAAGUGUAUAUAUAAAAAGACAAUAUCUACAAAAAUAGUUUUGUUUCGCCG
Spizellomyces punctatus DAOM BR117 is the source of this 1023-nucleotide messenger RNA. RefSeq lists its product as uncharacterized. The record is from RefSeq and is a predicted model, not a curated record. The transcript has 3 exons. Bases 11 to 910 code for a protein of 299 amino acids. NCBI's taxonomy places the organism in Eukaryota, Fungi, Chytridiomycota, Chytridiomycetes, Spizellomycetales, Spizellomycetaceae. Gene Ontology annotation, molecular function: oxidoreductase activity.